Molecule: messenger RNA, 1956 nt
Organism: Micromonas pusilla CCMP1545
Lineage: Eukaryota; Viridiplantae; Chlorophyta; Mamiellophyceae; Mamiellales; Mamiellaceae
Exons: 1
Coding region: 1-1956 (651 amino acids)
Molecular function (GO): protein binding
Source: RefSeq, a predicted model, not a curated record
AUGCCGUCCUCUCCCUCGCGCAGUGUCGACGACGAUCCCGACGUCGAGGCGUACUUACUGAAAGCCAAAGACGCGGCGCUGAAGUCGCUUCGACGCCAGAAGCUCAUCAAAGAGCGCAAGUCGCAGCGACGGAUGCGCCUCGGAGGCGCGACGCUUCAGCCUCUCGACGAGGGAUAUUCCGUAGAAGUCGACGCGACGACGACGACGACGAACGGCGCGCACCGCGGCUCGACGACGACGACGCCGACGGUCGAGCUCGGUGGAACGACGACGACGACGACGCCGGCGGGUCUCAAGAAAAACACGAUGCUGCAGCGCGUGCUGACGCGCGACGCGAGAGACCGCGCGCGCGGCGUCGACGAGACGGAUCCUCACCUGCGCUUCGCGAGCGUUCUUCGCGCGGGCGCGACGCGCGACGACGACGCCGCCGCCGCCGUCGCCGCCGCCGGCGCUCUGGACAUCACGAGCGGCGGCGGCCAGAGCACCGGCCUCGCCGGGAUCACCUCGAUGCUCGUGGACGACCGCGGGUGCAUCGUCUGCGGCCGCGAGGACGGCGUCAUCGUGACGUACCCCCCGCGCGAAGGCGAAGGCGUCGGCGUCGGCGGCGGCGCCGUCGCCGCGGUCGCCGCGGAGCGUCCGAACCGAAAAGUCUCGACGCCUCCCCCGUCGGCGUGGAACGGCGGCGGAGGCGGCGUGAAGCUUCUCAAGACGUUCGUCGCGCGAUCGCCGCCAGAGCACGGCGGCGGCGAGCGGCGGAUCCUCCUCGCCGCGCACGACAACGGGUCGUGGGCGCGAUACGUCCACGGGCGAAGCGGGGGAGACGGCGGCGCGGCCCCCGCCGCGGGUUGGAUCCUCGACGCGGCGGCGCCGGGGCCGCACCCCGAUUUCUGCGACAUCUUCAAGCUGAGACCGACGAGGGAGCGGUCGCGGUGGGCGCCGCGCCGCGCGUGCGUCCCCGCCGCGUGUUUCAGCGAGGACGGCGACGUGCUUUACAUCUCCUCCCCGGUCAUCGGCGAGAGCUGCGUGUAUCGAUGGGAGAUUCCGGCGACGGGAGGCGAGGAGUCUUCGCGGGAGGCGAAAAAGGCGUCGACGACGGGCGCGGCGCCCGCGCCCGCGACGCCGGCGCGCGACGCCGCGCCGCCGCCGCCGCCGGAGGACCCGUCGCGGCCUCGCGAGUCGUGGGAACUCCUGAAGAAGUCCACCUGGGGCGUCGUCACGAGGGUGGACCACCACACCGACAAGGUCAUGGCGAUCGUGAACCAUCCGGCGCGCGGCGGCGUCGUCACCGGAGGAAACGAUAAGCGCAUCGUCGUGUGGAGCGACGAAAAAAACGGCUCUCCGAUGCGCGUCGUUCACGAGACCAUCGCCGCGGGCGCGAUACGCGCGGUCGCGAUCACGAGCGACGGCAGACGGCUGUUCACCGCGGGGUCGGACAGGAACGUCCGGAUGUGGGACCUCCCGGCGACGCCCGCCGCGGACGCGGACGCGGACGCGGACGCCGCCGGAUCUGGAUCCGGAUCCGUCGCCGCCGGGGGGUCGCCCAAAACCAAAACGCCCGGGAUCGUCCUCCUGAAAUCCUUCGCCGGCGGCCACGACGGCUUCGUAACCUCCCUCGCGCUCGUCCCGAACGCGCGCGCGCCGACGCACGUCGUCUCCGGUAGCGAGGGCAUCCCCGGCGGGUGUUACCUCGUCAAAGGCGACGGCGGCGUCAACGUGUGGCGCGUCGUCGACGGCGUCCGCGUGGACGCGGCGACGCGGCAGACGCUGGACAUCACGUCCUGCCACGUCAGCGCGGACGCGGCCGAUCCGGACCGCGCGGUCGGGAUGCUGAGCGCGUCUAAGGACGGCACCGUGGUCGAGUGGGCGUUCGACUGGAAGCGACGCGGACGCGAUGAGGAGAGAGGGCGCGAGAUUAUACGUUGGCGCGGCGGAUUCCUCGGGGAGGGGAAGCGAUGA